GGUCCCUGGUGGAAGGGGGCGGAAGCCAAGUGAGCCGCUUAGUCCGUCGCCGUCGACGUUAGUCGCUGCCGUCGCUGCUAACGAAGAGAUUGCGCCGUCACCCACCCAGGACUCGAGAACGCAAAGUGAAAAACAAAGCAGCCACGCCACGCCACUCCCCCGCGGAACUCACAGAUGGGGAGGGGGAGAACGCCACGGCAUUAGAUGAGGUCACAACUUGGAGCGACCCUGGAAGGACAGUCGUGUGUGGUGUCCCUGGGGAAGGGGAUGCUCGAGCUGAAAGUUGAAUGGCAAACAGUACGCCAGCAGGAGUUAGUGUGCAACAGACCUGUGGGAGAGAAAACUUGGCCCGUGAGAACAUGAGAGAAAUAAAGAAGCCUGCAGAGUUGGGAUCUCAGACCUCAAGUUCUGUUAGGAGUUGCUAAAAUCAUGGUGAAAUGUUGCUCGGCCAUUGGAUGUGCUUCUCGCUGUUUGCCAAAUUCCAAGUUAAAAGGACUGACAUUUCAUGUAUUCCCCACAGAUGAAAACAUCAAAAGAAAGUGGGUAUUAGCCAUGAAAAGACUAGAUGUGAAUACUGCAAGCAUUUGGGAGCCUAAAAAAGGAGAUGUUCUGUGUUCAAGGCACUUCAAGAAGACAGACUUUGACAGAAGCACUCCAAACACUAAGCUGAAAGCAGGAGCCAUCCCUUCUGUCUUUGAAUCUCCAUAUCACUUACAGGAGAAAAGAGAAAAACUUCAUUGUAGAAAAAACUUCAUUCUCAAAACCCUUCCUGUCACCCACCAUGGCCACCAGCUUGUUGGUGCCUCCUGCAUUGAAGAAUUCCAACCCCAGUUCAUUUUUGAACAUAGCUACAGUGUUAUGGACAGCCCAAAGAAGCUUAAGCAUAAGCUAGACCAUGUGAUCAUCGAGCUGGAGAAUACCAAGGAAAGCCUACGGAAUGUUUUGGACCGAGAAAAACACUUUCAAAAGUCACUGAAGAAGACAAUCAUGGAACUAAAGGAUGAAAGUCUGAUCAGCCAGGAAACAGCCAAUAGGCUGGGUGCUUUCUGUUGGGAGUGCUGUCAUGAAAGCCCAGCAUGAGGCUGUAGUUUAUGAUGUCAUUUCUUAUGUGCUCCAUCUGCAGUUGACAUGACAAUUUCUCUUAGAAGAUUCUCCCACACCUCCACUCAAGUCGGUCAGCACCAACAUCAUUAUGGAAGCCUAAAGCUUGUUAAGGAUAUGCAGAAAGCUGGUGUGGUCAUGCUCUUGUGUGACUUGUGACAAUUAUGUUUUUACAGACAUAAACCAAUGCUGGGUCACUACUGUAAGGUGGUUAAAUCUCACAAAAGUAAGGAAAUAAUAUCAAGUUGGCCACAUUAAGUUCUGGCAACUAGAAAGAACAACAUAUGUUUACUUGUAUAUGCUUUAUAGUAAGUUGUGAUUCUAAUUGUAAAUAUUUUACUAUAAAGCAGAAUUUGUUUACAAUACAUAUUCAUCUAGCACCCACCCCAAGGUGCUUUUGUUAUUAAUCAUGCUACAGAGUAUUAUUUUUAAUAAGACUCUCAGUAGCACUGAUCCUGAGAAUAACGCAUGGAAAAGACUGCCUUUUAAGUUAAGAGACAAUUAAAGGAGACUGCUGAAAGGGUGCCAGUUGUCAGGUACAGCGCACCAUUCCUCCACACCAGGACCAGUCUGAUGGAAACCAGAAAGAAUAGCAGUAAGCGCCAAAGUGGAAACAUGUAAAACAUAAGGAAACUUAUAUAAAGCGUAAGAAAACUGUAAAACAUAAGGAAAAGUUUUUCAAAUAUACAGGCCUUGUCAUGGAAAUAGAAGCAGAGAAUUGUCCCAUGGCAGUAAUUAACUACCUAGAGAAAUGGACAUUCAAAAGAGCUGCUUUGAAACUUCUUACCAAAUAGACAAAAGAAAAGUCUUAACUAUUUACUGAUUGAGCCAAAUGUGAAAAUUAACUGAAGUUAAAGAGUCAUAAAUACUGUCUUAAAAAGUAUUGCCCAAAGUCCCACCCCAUGCCAAGCACAGGUCUGUGAAUGAACUUUAUUCAGAGACCUGUGCAUAGUCACCAGAAUAUGGGUAGCGAUUGUUUCAUUGUUUUAUUAAAUCACUUUCAUGUUUUGUAACUUUGUUUCAUAUUAGUAUCAUACAGAUAUGGUCAGUUGAAGAUUUUUGUGUUGAGGAUAUUUAAUUUUCAUGUGGGACUGUAAAUCUUUCCUCUAAAAGAGACUUUUCCCCACAUUUGAAAGGUAAGUAUUGUUCUAAGAGGGGAAUGACUGAGAUCCGUUCAUUCCCUCACGUGUUUUGUUUUUAACUGCCUGCAUGUCAUUUCUUUUCCCUGUAUAAUGUCUAAGUCACCAUGGGUACUCUAACAGGAAGUGUGGGUAGAUUCUAAGCCCCCAGCCACUCUGUGAACAUGGACAUUGAAGUUGGUGACAGAGUGACUGGAAGGGAAGGCUGCAGCAGUCUGCAGACUUAGCCUCCCCUGGCCUGCAAGACUUUCCAAAGGCAGGGUCCAGGUCCUCCCCGGUUACAGUUACCCGGCCACUCCGCUGCCUCUGUCUUGCUCAGCUCAAGUCUUUGUCCUCUUUCACUAGGUCUAGUGUCACUCAGAAGUUGGUAACUGGGAGAACUAUCAGUAAGAACCCAUUUGCUCUUUAGUUACCAGUAGACAUCAGACUUAGGAGAGGAUCCCUGCCACCCACAUGCCUAAACACAGUCCCUACCUCAGUCCUCUGCUCAGAGAUGGCAGCCUAGGUCUUCCAGGGAAGGGCUGCUGCAUAGGAAGUAAAGCUACGCUAGGUGGUGAUGGUGAAUGGCCUUUGAUCCCAGCACUCCAGGGCUUAGAGGCACAGGCAGGUGGCUCUCUGUGAGACAGCCAGGGCUACACAGAGAAAUCCUGUCCUGAAAAAUCAAAGAUGAUGACAACGACGAUGACAAUGAUGAUGAUGCAAAGCUAAGUCAUGACCUAUCUAGAAAUCCCCAGGCAACCAAAGCUGACCCAAGAGCUCUAGUUUCUAAACCUAGACUGGUCUCUAGACCCUGAAACACCCUUGAGUUCCAAAGAAGGUACGAAGGACUUCUCCAGAUCAAGUUUAAACUUCUGAAAAUAAGCUUUGUUGCUAAAGGUAGCUAUAAUUAUACAAGUCUUUAAUUUGAGAAAAGAUGAAAA
Mus pahari (shrew mouse) is the source of this 3160-nucleotide messenger RNA. It is a transcript of the gene Thap6, whose product is annotated as THAP domain containing 6. The record is from RefSeq and is a predicted model, not a curated record. The coding region runs from base 430 to 1080 and encodes 216 amino acids. Lineage: Eukaryota; Metazoa; Chordata; Mammalia; Rodentia; Muridae. The transcript has 6 exons.